UUUCCAUUUACAUAUAAUAUAUGUUCCUUCUUACUACUUGAACAUUAAUCAUUUACUUGUAUUCUUCAACAAAUAUAUUUGACGUCUUUCUAUAACAAAAAGAUGGUUGAAUUUGAAGAAUACAAGAAGGAAAAAGAAGACGAAGAAGAAGAUAUAAGCUAUGAUGAACUUAAGAAGCGAAUGUGGAAGGACCGGAUGAGGUUACAGAAGCUCAAGGAGAAGGGAUUAGAAGAAGAGAUUGAUGCAAACUCAAAGUCACAGACAAAGGCAAAGCAACAGCAAUAUUUAUGUCAAAGGAAAAAGAUGUCCAAAGCUCAAAAUUCUAUUCUCAAGUACAUGGUAAAAAUCAUGGAGGUAUGCAAAGGUCAAGGUGUGUAUGGGAUUGUAUCAGAGAAGGGGAAGUUGGUGAGUGGCUCUUCAGAUAGCUUGCAAGAAUGGUGGAAGGAGAAAGUGAGAUUUGAGCAAAAUGCCUCUAUUGCUAUUGCUGAAUCCUUGUCAAAAUUAGUAGAGGAGAACAUCUUGGAUCCUAAUUCCUCAUUUAUGUGUCUUCUUGAAGAAUUGCAAGACACUACUUUGAGCUCAAUUCUUUCUGCUCUUAUGCAACAUUGCAUCCCUCCACAAAGGAGGUUCCCUUUGGAGAGAGGUUUAGCCCCACCUUGGUGGCCAGGGAAUGAGCUUUGGUGGGGCAAUCAAGGAUUGGCUCAAGAACAAGGUCCACCACCUUAUAGGAAGCCCCAUGGUUUGAAGAAAGCGUGGAAAGUAAGUGUUUUGGCUGCAAUUAUCAAACACAUGUCUCCUGAUUUGGGCAGGAUGAUGAGAUUGGUGAAGCAAUCCAAGAACUUGCAAAACAAGAUGACAGCUAAAGAAACAUCUACUUGGGCUAAAGUUGUUAACCAAGAAGAAGCCCUUCUCAAGUUAACUAAAAGGGCUCUCAAGAUUUCAACAUCCAGAGAGGAAGAAAAUAAGGAUAAACAAGAAUUAAAUAUUGCUUUUGUUCCCCAAAUCUUGAGAAAAAAUGACAAGAGGAAGUCCAGCUUUGAGCAUGAUGUCAACACGGAGGAUGUAUUGUAUGCAUGCCAAAACUUGAACUGCCCACAAAGUCAACUAGGCACGGGAUUUGUGGACAAGAAUUCAAGAAUUGAACAUGAGUCAAGUUGUUCCUAUGGUGACAAAAAGUGAUCAAAAUAACCAAGAAAGUAUCCAUGAUGCGGACCAACUUAAUAUGUCCAUUAGCAACUUUUCUAGCUUGAUUGGAUCACAAAUGAAGUUACAAGAAGAAAUGGAAAUCACUCUCCAACAAGA
Capsicum annuum is the source of this 1302-nucleotide messenger RNA. RefSeq names its product putative ETHYLENE INSENSITIVE 3-like 4 protein. NCBI's taxonomy places the organism in Eukaryota, Viridiplantae, Streptophyta, Magnoliopsida, Solanales, Solanaceae. Gene Ontology annotation, molecular function: DNA binding; DNA-binding transcription factor activity. Gene Ontology annotation, cellular component: nucleus. The record is from RefSeq and is a predicted model, not a curated record.